Molecule: messenger RNA, 7116 nt
Organism: Dermacentor andersoni
Lineage: Eukaryota; Metazoa; Arthropoda; Arachnida; Ixodida; Ixodidae
Gene: drk
Product: growth factor receptor-bound protein 2 drk
Molecular function (GO): protein binding
Source: RefSeq, a predicted model, not a curated record
GAGCAGCGUUCGCAGCGUGCAAGUUGAGGCGGCGUGUGACUCAGACCUACUUUACCCGCGACAAGUGUCCAUCCGCAGUGAUCCUGCGCGCUCGGUGGCUGUUGCUGCGUUCGGUUGUUCCUCGAAAUGAAAAGUGUGCGUUGAUCGAGGAGUGCUCGUGCGGUGUUGUUUCUUCGUUCUACGUCGUCGAAGUCUUGUGCAGCUCGGAUUACAAUUUCGCGAUCGUCGGAUCUACACGUGCUCCUUGUGCUCUCUCUCGAGGUGUGUUUCUGUGCGCCGAGCCGCAUAACAAUCAACUAGAGGAAGACGCGCGCCAGCGGGCUACCGACGUUUGGGGUCGUGAUUUCACUACGGCGUUCCCGUCGGGGAACUGGUGCACUUCGCUAGGCCUCGCGACCAAGAAGAGAGUCAUUCGUGAGCGAAAGUGAGCAGCCACAGGGGCUCGGCGCAAGUCGGAGAAGCAUGGAAGCCAUCGCGAAACACGACUUCACCGCGACGGCCGACGACGAACUGAGCUUUCGCAAGGGCCAAGUGUUGAAGGUGCUGAACAUGGAGGACGACAUGAACUGGUACCGGGCUGAGCUAGAUUCCAAGGAGGGCCUCAUUCCUAGCAACUACAUCGAGAUGAAGAAGCACGACUGGUAUUAUGGACGCAUUACACGAGCCGACGCAGAGAAGCUGCUGUCGAACAAGCACGAGGGAGCCUUCCUGAUUCGCGUCAGCGAGAGCUCACCGGGUGAUUUCUCCCUCUCAGUUCGCUGUGGUGACGGUGUCCAGCACUUCAAGGUUCUACGAGACACGAUGGGCAAGUUCUUCCUGUGGGUGGUGAAGUUUGCCUCGCUCAACGAACUGGUCGAGUACCACCGGUCGGCUUCUGUCAGCCGCUCCCAGGACAUCAAGCUUCGCGACAUGCACCCCGAAGAGGAGGCUAUCCCCGGAGUGCAACCUCAGCCACGGCAUCAGCGCGUAUUGACACCGCUCAAGGUUCCGACAGGAAAUGACCCUGCCCAGACAGCUAGACUUGGAGCUGGUGGACAGGAAGACAAGAGCCAGUGUUUGGUGCAGGCCAUGUACGACUUCCAGCCCCAGGAGUCUGGGGAGCUGGAGUUCCGCCGCGGCGACAUCAUCAACGUGCACGACCGCUCGGACGCCAACUGGUGGGAGGGCGAGAUCGGCUCGCGCCGCGGCUACUUCCCAGCCACCUACGUGGUGCCUUACCACACGUAAUGCGCUCUCUCAACGAGGCCAACACAUCCGCGCCCCGCAAAAGGCACCGCUGCUGUCACAGUCUUGUUCCCCCUGCACAGGCCCCCCCUUCCACCGUGGGGUGCCAGGGGCAGGGUGUGUUGUCCACCAGCUGCACCGCACUGGUGAUCUGAAAUUCUGUCUAGCCAGCUGGCCCAAGGGGCUUUUGGUAUUCUCGAAUCGUAGUGCAGCAAAAAAAUGGUGCAAAGGAAGAAACGUGCAUACAUGGGGGCUACACUCAGACUUAAGGUUAGUUACGAAAGACGACUGUGUGACUUUGUAGGACAAACUUUCUGCAACAAAACUUUCCUUGAACUUCAGGUGUGAGUGUAGUGCUGGUCUUUGCCCGUUUCUUUCAUCUUGUUUCUGUCAUGCUACAACUUGGCAGCACGAAUUGCAUAUGCCAGCCAGGCCCACCAGUCAUUAUUUUUCAGCAGUGCAAGGGGCCUUUUCCACAGCCCAUUGUAGUUGUGGCACCGAAAAACAGGUGGCCACGACGCCACUUGUUUGCUCCCAAGCUAAAGACGCUGACAGGUCGCCAUGAGUGUAGAUCUGUCACAGUCAUGAGAAAUGCUGCGAGUGUCCCUGGACGAUUGCUGGGACCAGUAGCGUAUCCUUGUUUCGAUUCUUCAUGCUUUUUUGUUUCUCAAUGGAGGACUAACGCCAGGCCAGCUGUCCCCCUCCCCUCCUCAAAAAAAAAAUUUAAUUUGGUCGCAGCAGCUGGUUGCAUAUUAUAUUCCUGCAGAGCUGUGGCCAGUAGUAUUUGUUGCCACUUUCGAACUGAAAUGUUGCAGGCCAAGAUCAGAGUGUUAUCUGCAAGAGGAACAACUUGAAUGACACGUGAAUGCACUGGGUGUAUUGGGUGUGGCUUACACCAGGUCACUGCCCUCUCUGAUUGUGAGGCCCUUCCAAAUUUUUCUCUCCAUGUUUUAUUUUGUGCACAGUUUAGCCAUCAUGUGGGCCAUUCUGCCGAAGGGAGGAAUGCAUAUCCUGCUCUGGGGCAAACGCACCACCUCCUCCUAGUUGCAUUCUGAGCUUCGGAGAGCGUCGCUGGGCUGCUAGCUUGUGACAGCUGCUCACUGCUGUGACCGAAGCAAGGUGCAAGCAUCACUGUCGACGAGAGGGCGCUCGUGCCACACAAGGGCGACAUAGCUGCAUACGAUGCAACAAUCGCCGUACAUUGCACCGGUCAAAGAUUUUCUCACCCCUUCUCCCCUCCCCCCAUGAUGAAGGUCAGUACAGCUUAUCACCUCAGCCGGCAUCAUGCUACGCUGAAUUACGCCCUGUGCAGCCACAUACACGUUAUCCCGCCUCUCGGAGACGGAUGUGAUGUGUGUUGGCGUAAGUGCGACGUCUCGUGCCAAUGCUUGUCGCAGGUGCCUUCUCGCACGGAGGCUGUGGCACAUUGAACUCUUGCCCGGAGUUGUGCUUUCUGUGUAGCUAAGCGUACGCAGCUGCACGGUGCAAAGAAGGAGGCCCCCAGAAACACUUGCACACACUUGGCAGUGCAGUUGGAAAGUCUGAUCACGGCGAGGAAUGGCCGUAGCUAUACUGUGAAAUGAGUUGCGAGACACUGGCACUUGACAAUGUCUUAGCAGCCCCUGGAAGACACCAUGCUUCAAAGGGAAAGUUUGGUAAAGUUUGGUAAAGGAAAAACUAAGUAGUCUGAAGGAGUCGACUCUGCCAGCUCUGGAAAACGCAGUUUAUAGCCAGUGCUCAUUAGUUUUUUUCUCCUUUCUUUUUAUCGACGGGGUGGCAACUACUUGCAGCACAUUCUUAUCUGCUUUGUGAAAUUGUCGUGUGAUGUCAGCAUUGUUACAUUCAAGAAAGACGCAGUGAACACUGCUGCUUUUCUGGGUUCCGUAUUGCUUCAUUUGCCAAGGCACUGCGACAGUACGGUUAGUAGUAAGGUCAGCCGGCUACUGUGCCAAGUCACGAGUAGGCCAUUCCUCUUGCAAGUAGGCGGGUUCGCCCGUGGCAUAGGAAAAGACAAUCCGGCACGCAUUGCGAUGAGCACUUUUCGUCAUUUGGAGGAAGCAGUAGUCCGCUCACUUUUCUGACGCAUCCUGUGAGCUUCGCAUCAAGUGAGGCCUCGUGCUUUAAUAUUUGCCCAAAAGCACGCUGUCUCUAUGAAAGUCAGUGGAACCAGACGCCCUGCUGUCGGGAGACUUCUGUUUUAGUCCACAAGAUGAGUAUUCCUUGGGAGGCCGCCAGAAAGGGGCUACCUUGGCACUGCAUUGUCUCAAGCUGCUGCUGGCGUCGUGAGCCAGCUUAAAGAAAAAAAAAAGUGCAAGCCUUUCUUUAAGUGCAGUGUUACAGCUGUUGUUUUCUGCCAGCACUGUGUUCGUUUUACCCAACUUCACGGAGUUGCUUGUGUUUGUUGCUUUUUCGGGAGUAAAAUUUGUAGGCAACUCUAACUGUCCAUAUGUGUAGUAUACUUGUGGCUUCGUUCCACUUGCGAAGCUAGCAGAAUGUGUAGCAAAUCCUCUUGGUGGUGCCAUCUGUCGACUGGGUGUUGCACAUUUUCUUGCAUGCACAAAUGGCCAAAUGUGGCAUAGAAAUGUAAUAAAACGAAAGCUUCUUCGCAGCAUUUUGAAAGGGCUGCCUUCAGAUGUGCGAACAGUUGAUUUGUGUCGUGAGCCUUGGAGAGCUUUGCAGAUCUCUUUGUGCAACUUGCAGAUGUUCUGUGCGGGAAAAUUUUUGUUUAGCCCAAAUGGACUUAUUUCUUUUUUGCGUUACUUGCAGCGGCUACGAACACGUCAUUGCGGUGGUGUUGCUCAUGCAUUGCUGUUGACACUGAGCACGCUGAAGUUUAGUCCCACUUUCGUCGUCUGUGCGAUCCACAUAAGGCCUUCAUUGGCAGCACAGCUGAGGCUGGUCUCCACGCAGAUUGUGCCUGGAGAGCUGCUUGUGUCUCUGCUUUUAUCUCGUUAUCAGCUGCAUGGCUAUAGGACAGUGAGCGUAGCGCUGUAACGUUACCGUGCAACUCAGAGUAAUUGUCACAUCUCUCAUCAGUGCUACACGAGUUGGGGUUGUCUUUUUUCAGCCGUUGCUCACCUACCACCCUCCAUUAUUUUUCUUUUUGUGGGGCCAGGGAGGAUCCUCUUUUUCUUGCUCCAUUGUUCUCUCUGUUUCUGUUCUCCUUGAAUUGCAAAGAUUGUUUUGAAGUCACUUCUUGUUUUUGCCUCAUUUAUCUUCCGUUCAAAGACAGCAGCGUGCAAGUGAAAAGUGUGUGUUCGUGUGUGUGUAUAUAUGCUGCUAAUUCCCCCCCCCCCUUCCACUUUCGUCUUCUUUCGAACCACACGCACCAUUAUUGGUCCGAGCACCGUAACGAAAUCACAGACAUGUUGCGACCUUGGGCCAUCGUAGCACCACUUCUUCAAUACAUCCCAAGGCAUGACCAGGGGCUGCCGUCUCGUUUACUCUAUCUGCCAUCACAACUGUCGCCUGCUUUACUUCUGUUCUACCACCUUGGCACUGCUCCCUCACUAUAGGCCCUCGACUUGGCUUUUGGCUGUGUGGCCGGGGUUCCUGAGGCUUGUCUACUCCUUCCCUCACCGUCUUGGGACACGAGGCAAUGGCCGCAGUGAAAUGUGUCGUCUAGUCAGCCGUCUCCCUCUCCUGCAUCUUUUGUGUGUCGUUCCCCUCGCUUGUGCAUUGCCACCUGCGGCCAUCACUGCCUCGGCAGCCUCCAAGCCCGACUCGAACGUGAGCCAGGAAAGUGGCAGGGUAUGGCAUCUUGAAUGGUGAAAUGGUGCAGUCCUCCCUGGCCUCCCUUGAGGCUCCUGGCAUCCCUGUGGUGCUCCACCAGGCACAUUCAUCAUCAAUUGUUUUUGCUCCGAGCUUCUUUGUUGCUUCAGCACAAACAGUGCAAACUUUCACUGAGGGCUUUGCAGGGUCAUUCUAUUUCUCCAUUGUACUGGGAGUCAUGAAUAAAUUAGGUGUUUAGCUUUCUUUGGUGUACCUCGUGAGCAUUGUUGUCUGCACUGAAUUUGCCGCAUGUGCUUGGCACGUGAACUUUUGCUGUGGGUGGUCCACUUGUUGAAUCACGGUGGAACCUGGCGAACCAGUGGUAGUGACGUUCUAGACUCUCACAAUCAUAUGCCAGGCCAGUUUAUUGAGUCGCUGUCAUGCUAGCGCGGAUGUUUCGUACAGUUGUGACUGUGUGAAAUGUGAAGGGGCACAUUCAGGUCAGAGAAGCAAAACCCAAAGGCUGGACAUUUUGUUUGUAUGUUCGUGUGUGUCACAUGGUCCACUGUUCCUUGUGCAUAAAAACCAUUUUCUGCUCUGUCGUACAUCGACAGAUGGAACUCUACUGCCCUACACAGUAGCUGGUGUAACUGGCAAUGCACCUCGAAAUGGGAUCAGUGUGCGUGUUACUAACUUCUGUAUUCUGGGAAAAUGACUGGACUGCCCCAUUCACAUUUCAUUUAGACAACACUGUAUGUUAAUACAUACACACAGUACAGCAUUUAAUUCAUUUUUUUUUUCUUCCCUACCACGUAUGUGAGGUUUUGUUACUGCAGGCAUGUGAUGAAUAACAAUGCUGGGCCUUACGCUCGCUGCUUUUUACACUGUAAACUCAAAGCAUACAGUACUUUUUAGGUAGUUGAUGGCUUGCUCUGUUUAAGGUCUGUUUAAGACUGGCCUAGACUGAUUGGUCAUGCCACCGGGGAGCUAGAGAGAUACAGAUGCCAUCCUGUAUAUUGAGGACCUCUUUUGGCUGCUUUUUAUAUUGCAUGUUUCUUGUCUUCUUUUUUGAGUUUCUGUUAUCUGUUUCUUUCGUUUCCUGACUUAUAUUCGCUAACUGCCCAUGACGGCUGCCCCCUUGCUUCUCAAACAGACACAUCUUUAGCAAUGUCUUCCAUUGUUUUGUCCUUUUGUGUGCACAUGUUUUUGUCCCACAUUAGACACUCCUGCGGUCACACAUAUACAUUUUAUGGUUGGAGGUCGGGUGCGGAGACAUGGCAGGUAGACGGCCAACCUUAUUUUUUUUUUUAUUAUUGUAACUUUGUUUUGUACGUUUUUGUUAAUGGCUUCGUUGUGCAGUUUCACAGAUUCAGGCCUCUCUUUCUUUUUUUUCAUUGACUCCUAAUCUUUGAGCAUUCAGCCUCUUUCCUAGUUGAUCAAAGUGCUCACAGAUCGUUCGAAGGCUGCAGACUUGUUCAUGGCCAACGCUGUGGCCCUGUGUGAGUGUGUGUUUCUGUAUCUGUAUCUUCAGUCUUUGUGCCACAGUAAGCCUAGGUGCUGCAUUCUAAGCAGCACCCAAUGCAAAGUUGCACCACCUUUGCUGGUAUUUGUCCAAUGUAAUUGACUCUUAAGUUGACGCUUGCAUCACGGGGAAGUCUCUUAAGAACCCUAACGGAGCAUCGUCAAGGAAGCCCCUACUGGAACAAAUCUUGCCUUGGCUACUACUGUUGCUGCUCGUUCCAGUGAUGUUGUGCACAGUCAAGGUUUUUUUGGUCACCUCUUUCUGCAAUACCUUGCUGCACAUGAGGCAGCAGCCUUAGUGGUAUAUUUUACUUUCCUUUUUUUUUUUCUUUUUUAGCUGCGCAUGUGAGGUGUGCAGUGUUUACUCCAUGUGCUUCCGCGCACUUGUUUGCUCAGCACUGUCCCUGAGUUGUAGCCAUACUUUCAUACGACAUCCUUCCUGUAGAAGACUUUUAUUAUAAUUCUUUUUUGUCGUGAGAACACAAAGCGAGCUUUGGAGUGAUGACUGUUUUGAACAAGUUUCAUGUACAAGUGUGUGUGUGUUGUGUGUGUGAUGCUUUUUUUUUCCGCAUGGUGGUUCUACAAGUGUAUGUGCGACCGGUAUGAAAAAAAAAGUAAACCUGUUACUUGAGAACAAAAUAAAAAUGAAUUGUUUCUUUA